AUGUCUUCCACCUCGUCAUCCUUCCGCUCAGAGAUAAACAUCCCGGUGAAAAAGGACCCGCGGACAUUUGAACAGAGUCGCAAGGACCUAGUAACCAAGUUAGAGAAGAGCUACAAGUCCUCGUCUAUGACAGAUGCAGGUGAGGACGCCAUAUCCAGUGUGUCCUCACAGAACGUUAAGUCGACUACUCGUAGUAGUGGAGCCGGACCUCUGACAACCGGAUCCUCCUGGGAAUUUCAAAGGAGCAAAUGGAUCGACGAUGCAAGGAGAAAAUUUGAUGAGGAUGUUCGGCGGAUGCGAAGUAAUAUGUUUGCUCUGGAGCCAAUGGACGAAUUUGACCUCGAGAAUUGGGAUAAUUUUAGUAGCCUAACCGGAGGUCCGGGAGGUGCGGACCACGGUUUUGAGGCUAUGGAACGUCGGAUGCAAGCACUUCGUCAGCAGAUGGACAGCCAGAUGCGAAUGCUCGGGCCAGGCGGUGGCCAUCCAGGUGGACAUCAUCAAAUGACUUCACAUUUCUCCAGUUCGUCCACGCGCACGGUCAAUGAUGGCGGUGUCGUCACGUCAAACACCUCUACAACGCAGGAGUCGCGCCAGACAGUGGACGGCGUAACUACAGGCACAAAGAGCCACUCCUCAUCGAGCAACACCAACAGACUUGGGUCGGGAGUGGAUCAGCAGCUCGUGGAGAGCGCAGGAGCACCUGGCGCUGUCGUCCCGACAACGCCUGGAAGCCCUGCUCUAAUGGACUUUCUUUCAAAUGCUUAUGAAGUUGGCGAUGAUGGUCUGGUGCAUUUCAAGAUACGCUUCGACGCCAAGGACUUUGCUCCAGAAGACAUUGACGUCACGACUGUGGGGAACAGACUGACUGUCCACGCCAGUAAAUCCGUCAAAACGGCUACAUCUACCAGUUCUCGUGAAUUUAGCCGCACUGUAGACCUGCCUCGUUCUAUUGACCAUGAAAAGUUUCAGUGCUCUCUCACUGAGGCAAAUAUGAUUGAUGGAGUGCUCGUUUUGGAUGCCCCCGUUAAAGCUCCAGAUUAUGCCUCGAUCACCUUCGAUUCAAGUCACAACCUCGGUAUUCGACCUAAGGAUUCCUCAGCCUUGAAGUCUGCCGAAACUCAAGUUACUGUCAGAGGACAGUCGGGUCCAGUUGUCUUGAAUGAUGGUGCCGGUGGUAGAAAACUUCAUUUGGAAGUUCCUAUAGAAGCCGGCUUUACUGCAAACGACCUCUGUGUCCGAAUGGAUGCUAACAAGAUCUGCAUUUCUGGGAAGAAAGAGAGGAGCAGUGACAGGUCAACUUCCUCGGGAUCCAGUUCAAAGAGUUCGGAGUUUGCUGAAUUUUCGCGCACUUUUGAAGUGCCGGAGACCAUCGAUCCAUUUACCGUUUCCGCGGUUCUCAAGGGCGACACCUUGACGGCAGGGCCUCGUGCUGGUCUCCGUCUCCGAAUGAGCCCACUUGCACCUGUUCUUCAGGAUAAGCAAAUGGCUCUUCAGCGUCGGGAGGGUGCACAAAUGGCACCGUUUGAGAACAACUGGCCUCCUUUUACCUUUGCUGAUAUCCAUCGAGAAAUGGAGGAAAUGCACAGGCGACUUCUUGACUUUAGGCCAAUCAGUGACAGCAACCUUACUAUCCAUAUUGGGAACCUGUUGUUGACCACGUUUAAUAUCACCCCAAGUUUGGACCUUUUUCAGCCAUUCGAUAUGUUCUCCUGCUGGGGAGACAGAAAUUCCACGACUUGGUUUCGCGACAUCAAUGAGCGGAUGAGAAAUAUGCACAACGACAUGUUGCGGUUCAUGCGUGAAUCGGGGAUGCCCUCAUUCUCAGAGGAUUGGUGGUGCCUGCCCAACAUGGCCGACUGCUUCACUAAGGAUGCCAAUGGCCAGACCUGGUUUAGGAUCAAAUUCAACCUUCAGUCGUUCGAUCCGGAGGACAUCGAAGUUCGUGUAGACGACCAAUUAUUGUCUGUGCAAGCCAAGCACAGCCAACGUGGAAGUCAUUCGUCAAGUAGUCAGUACUUCUGCCGCGCGAUGCUUCUUCCAGAUGGAGUCCUAACGGAGAAACUCAAAUCUGCCUUGGACAAGGACGGGAUUUUGACUGUAGAAGCUCCAGCUCCUGGCGUCGACGCACAAAGGCUUUACCAAGGCCAGACAAGACGGAUUCCCAUUGAAGAGGGUGGUCGUCGCAAAAUGUUGCACGACCGACGCGAAAAUCAAAAGGAAUACAUCACAGAGCACCACGACGGGAGCCGAUCACUAAACAUAACAAUGCCGAUCGAUGAUAUAUACAGUGAGGAAGACCUUCACGUAAGACUUCGUGGUGGUCAUCUGAUUGUGGAGGGAGAAAGAGGAGACAACCGCUUUUCACGCAGCUUCCCUGUUCCCCGUCACGUAGACACCGGAAAACUUGACGCCAAGCUUUGCAACGGAGUUGUUACGAUAAAUGGACCCGUUCCAUAA
This is a messenger RNA of Mesocestoides corti, 2457 nucleotides long. NCBI's taxonomy places the organism in Eukaryota, Metazoa, Platyhelminthes, Cestoda, Cyclophyllidea, Mesocestoididae. The record is from the annotation of a GenBank genome assembly.